AUGCGGGGGGGCUACACGGACGAGCCCAUCUCCAAGAUCCUGACGGAGCUGUGGGCGAGCGACGUGGUGCAGCUGGACCGCUGGAAGCUGACGGUGGAGCGCAACCCGGCGGCGGGCGGCGCCGCGCCCGACGACGAGAGCGAGCCCGUCAAGGAGCAGCUGCCGCUCAACGUCGUCAACAACUACUUCUCGCUCGGCGUCGACGCGCACAUCGCGCUCGAGUUCCACGAGGCCAGGGAGGCGCACCCGGAGAAGUUCAACUCGCGGCUGCGCAACAAGAUGUUCUACGGGCAGGCGGGCGGGCGCGACCUGCUGCGGCGCAAGUGGCGCGCCCUGGCUGAGUUCGUGACGCUGGAGUGCGACGGGCGCGACCUGACGGCGCGCCUGCGCGACCUCAAGGUGCACGCCAUCGUGUUCCUCAACAUCCCCAGCUACGGCGGCGGCACGCGCCCGUGGAACCGCGCCGCCGCGGCCGCCGAGCAGCAGACCGACGACGGGCUCAUCGAAGUGGUCGGCCUCACCACCUACCAACUG
Gryllus bimaculatus (two-spotted cricket) is the source of this 534-nucleotide messenger RNA. The record is from the annotation of a GenBank genome assembly. Lineage: Eukaryota; Metazoa; Arthropoda; Insecta; Orthoptera; Gryllidae.